AAUUAUAUGCAACACUUGAACUUUCAAUAUCACUCUCUCUCGCUUUACCUUGCGAUUAGGUAAAAAUGUCUGCCGAAUCUCAAGUUCCAUCAUCUGCCUCCGCCGCCGACGAGCCAGAACAGCAAGGUGAUGGAGAAUCCUCCAAGGCACUUAGUAAAAAGGCAUCUAAGAAGGAAGCCGCCAAGCAAGAGAAGCUGCGACGUCGCCAGGAGGCUGCUGCAACCUCAGCAGCUCUUGCAACUUUAACGACGCAGGAAGACCCGCAUGCAACCAAUUACGGUGAUGUGACCAUCGCGGACUUGCCGGCAGUGGAGGAUCCCUCUGGUGAUAACUGGAAAAAAUCAGUGGCUAGUAAACAGCGAACAAAAGUAGGGGAAUUGGCGGAGGAGCUCGAGGAGAAAGAGGUAAGGGUACAGGGGAGGGUCCAUUCCACGCGUGCCCUAGGCAAGAAUAUUGCUUUCUUGGUGGUGAGGGAGGCAGGAUUCACUGUCCAGUGCGUGGCUACUAAAUCUGACGAGAACAAUGUUAGUGGCCAGAUGGUCAAUUUCGUCAAGGGUUUGAGUCGUGAAUCUAUUGUGGAUGUCGUUGGUGUUGUCUCCAUUCCUAAGGAUCCCCUCAAGAGCACUACUCAGCAGGUUGAGAUUCAACUGAGGAAGAUAUAUUGUGUCAGCAAAGCUUUGCCAACACUACCCAUGAACAUUGAGGAUGCUGCAAGAAGUGAAGUUGAGAUUGAAAAGGCUUUGCAGUCUGGGGAGCAGCUUGUUCGUGUUAACCAGGACACACGAUUGAACAACAGAGUUCUUGACUUUCGAACUCCGGCAAAUCAAGGGAUCUUUCGCAUUCAAUGUCAAGUUGGAAGUAUAUUUAGAGAAUUCCUGCUAAAGGAAGGUUUUGUCGAAAUCCAUACGCCAAAAUUGAUAUCGGGGUCCAGUGAAGGUGGUUCUGCUGUAUUUAAAUUAGACUACAAAGGACAACCUGCCUGCCUUGCUCAGUCUCCUCAGCUUCAUAAGCAAAUGUCCAUAUGUGGUGAUUUUGGGCGGGUCUUUGAAAUAGGUCCGGUUUUUAGAGCGGAGGACUCUUUUACUCAUAGGCAUUUAUGUGAGUUUACUGGGCUUGAUGUCGAAAUGGAGAUAACUGACCACUAUUCCGAGGUAAUGGAUAUUGUGGAUCGGUUAUUUGUUACAAUGUUUGAUAAAUUGAAUGAGAACUGCAAGAAGGAACUUGAAGCUGUGGGAAGGCAAUAUCCUUUUGAACCUUUGAAGUACCUGCCAAAGACAUUACGACUCACAUUUGAAGAACGCCUUCAAAUGUUGAAAGAUGCUGGCGGGGAAAUUGAUCCACAUGGGGAUCUGAACACGGAAGCAGAAAGAAAACUAGGCCAGCUUGUUUUGGACAAGUAUGGUACAGAAUUUUACAUAUUGCACCGCUUCCCGUUGGCUGUCAGGCCGUUCUACACCAUGCCUUGUCGUGAUAAUCCCCUUUAUAGUAACUCAUUUGAUGUCUUUAUUCGAGGUGAGGAGAUAAUUUCGGGAGCUCAGCGUAUCCAUGUUCCAGAGUUCUUGGCGGAACGUGCACAAGCAUGUGGAAUUGAUGUCAGGACGAUAUCUACAUACAUUGAUUCUUUCAGGUAUGGUGCACCCCGACAUGGUGGAUUUGGAGCAGGUUUGGAGCGAGUUGUGAUGCUUUUCUGUAACUUGAAAAACAUUCGGAAAACAUCACUUUUCCCUCGUGAUCCGCUUCGGCUUGCACCAUGAGUUUAAAUGAUUUCCAGUCACUUGAUCAUCUAUAUAUCUUUUUGGCAGCGAAAAGAAUGUUUUUCGCAGGCAUGAAAUAAAUUUUCGCUCGUAUCUUUGCGAUUUUCAGUCGAAGCUGUUGGAACAGCUACUCUUUUGUUGACCCUGAGGAGUUAUCAUUUAAUUUAUCGUAAUAGUUUUCUGAUGUAGAACGGAAUUUGCAAGAAUCUGGAGAACAUUUGAUUUUAUGUUUAAUUGAAAAAAGAAAAUUUGGGCAA
Carica papaya (papaya) is the source of this 2011-nucleotide messenger RNA. RefSeq names its product aspartate--tRNA ligase 2, cytoplasmic-like. The record is from RefSeq and is a predicted model, not a curated record. Gene Ontology annotation, biological process: aspartyl-tRNA aminoacylation. Lineage: Eukaryota; Viridiplantae; Streptophyta; Magnoliopsida; Brassicales; Caricaceae. Gene Ontology annotation, cellular component: cytoplasm; aminoacyl-tRNA synthetase multienzyme complex; cytosol. Gene Ontology annotation, molecular function: aspartate-tRNA ligase activity; RNA binding; ATP binding.